Molecule: messenger RNA, 1207 nt
Organism: Tachyglossus aculeatus (Australian echidna)
Lineage: Eukaryota; Metazoa; Chordata; Mammalia; Monotremata; Tachyglossidae
Product: amine sulfotransferase-like
Exons: 8
Coding region: 29-1129 (366 amino acids)
Biological process (GO): sulfation
Cellular component (GO): cytoplasm
Molecular function (GO): sulfotransferase activity
Source: RefSeq, a predicted model, not a curated record
CUGAGUGUGGGUGAGGGUUCUCCCAUCCAUGGUCUCAAAUGGCUCUAUUUUCUCUCGAUUUGACCAUCCACUUCAACUUCUGAAAAGGAAACAAGGGAUUCUUCCAUCACGGAAGGGAAAAACAUUAAAAUUAUGCCAUGUGCUCAUCAAAUAUGGCUGCAGGGGUGACCUGGCAUACUCUAGGAGGAGUGCAAGGGAGAGGGAGUUACUUGAUGCAGAACAUUGCAUCAUGGCUGAAGAACAGACUGCAGAGCUGAGGAGGGACUUAUAUUUGCUGAGGUUUAAAGACUUUAACUUCAUACGUUCAAUGGUUAAUCCAGAGUUUCUAGAAAUCAUGGAGGACUUCGAAAUCAGAGACAAUGAUAUCUUUAUAGCCACCUAUCCAAAAUCAGGAACUGUUUGGACUCAGCAGGUAGUGAAUUUAAUUUUAUACGAUGAACAUCGGAACGGAAUGCAAAAUCUGGAGAACAUAGAGAGAGCUCCAUGGAUUGAGUACAACAUGCGCAAGGCUAAUUAUACCCUCCUGCCAAGCCCUCGAGUCUUUAGCACCCAUCUGCCUUACAAUUUGUUGCCCAAGGGUGUGCAGAGCCAAAAAGUCAAAGUUAUAUACGUGUACCGAAACCCUAAGGAUGUUAUGACCUCAUUUUAUCAUUUCUCAAAACUCUUGACAAAACUACAGACAUCAGACACAAUGGAGGAUUUCAUGGAGAGAUUUUUAGCAGGAGAUGUGUUUGCCAAUUUGUGGUUUGACCAUAUCAAGGGCUGGUACAGUCACAAGAAUAACUUCAAUAUUCUCUUCUUGUCCUAUGAGGAGAUGAAGAAGGACCUCAGAAAUGCUGUUCUAAAGAUCAGCAAAUUCCUGGGAAAGAAGCUGACUGAUGAAGAUGUGGAGUCUGUGGUGAAACAAGCAACUUUCGAGAACAUGAAAAACGAUCCCAGGGCGAAUUAUGACGCUAUAACUAGAGAACUUGGAAGGACGCACGAACAAGAUUUUCUUCGUAAAGGCAUCAUUGGGGACUGGAAAAAUUGCUUGACUGUGUCUCAAAGUGAGAGAUUCGACAAGGUUUUUCAGGAGCAGAUGAAAGAUUUACCUUUGAAGUUCAUCUGGGAUAUGAAUGAAGAUCUUUAGAUGCCAUGCUGCAGAAAAUCAAUCAUUUACAAUUGAAUUAAAUAGAUGUGUUCCAGCACAGCGCUAUAGAUCUCGGAA